Daldinia loculata is the source of this 1535-nucleotide messenger RNA. Its product is annotated as Clavaminate synthase-like protein. Gene Ontology annotation, molecular function: oxidoreductase activity. Bases 204 to 1454 code for a protein of 416 amino acids. The transcript has 5 exons. NCBI's taxonomy places the organism in Eukaryota, Fungi, Ascomycota, Sordariomycetes, Xylariales, Hypoxylaceae. The record is from RefSeq and is a predicted model, not a curated record.
CCAGGAAAAGAGGAGUUAGCCCUAGCCAAUGAUAGGUAGCAUGGAACACAGCUUUGUGUCAUAGUUGAGCCAGUCGUCAAGACUGGUAUUCUGAGGAAAACGCCUUAAGUAGAUGCCACUAUAAGUCGCCAAAGUGAUAACGGAUUCUCAUCCUCAAAAACAACCCUUAAAGCUCCUUUAAACGCACCAUUAUACGAAUCAAUAUGACAACCCACACAGUCCCGCAGACCUCCGAAAAUCCCGUCAGCCUGCAGCCUUGGAUGCAUCGCGAGGACCAUGGUCUUGCCGCGGAUGUUUUGUCCCGGCAGCAAAACGGCGUCUCCCAGCCACCCAAGGGAUUUCCACCCCUUAUCCAUGGACCUGACAAAAUACAGCCACACAGACUUGACCUAGAUGGCCCCGAUGUAGCGGCAGUAGAGGAGACUUUGAAUUCGUCCCAUGAACUCGAGCUGGAUGGCGACGAGGUAACACGGGAGUGUUUCCCUCUUCAGAGCCUUCAAGAUAGGCUUGAAAAAUGCGCUUUUGAAGUUCACCGUGGCUGCGGGUUAUGUAUUGUUCGUGGACUAAACCCCGAUAAUUAUACUAUUGAGGAUAAUAUUGUCCUCUUUCUCGCGAUUGCAAGCUAUAUUGGAGACGAAAGGGGUCUUCAAAAUGCCAAAGGCGAUAUGUUAUCCCAUGUUACCGAGUCCAAGUCCUGGACGGUACCUAAGGAGAAACGCCACGGGAUACAUACUAACUAUAGUUUGCCAUUCCACAAUGAUAUGGGAUGCGAAAUCCUGUCUAUUCAAGUCCGAGACCGAGCCGAUGAGGGUGGGCGUACCUGCGUAGCGUCCAUGGCCGCCAUUUAUAACGACCUAGUACAGACGAAGCCUUGGGUCCUUCACGCCCUGGCGAAACACGACUGGCCAAUUCAAACUUCUAGAAGAGAGCCCCCCUUUGUUCUAUGCCCCUUAAUAGAGUACCAUGCCGGGAACCUAUUAAUUUCGAUGGACCCUUCUCGUAUAGGACCGCAUCCCUUAAUUCGCAACGGCUCAAUUCCGAAUCUUACACCAGAGCAACAGGAGGCACUCGUUGUGCUCGAAGAGACAGCACAGAAGCACCAGAUACAACUUGAUACCCAGCCUGGCGACCUUAUAUUUAUCAACAAUCUUGCCCUUCUACAUGGUAGAGAGUCGUACCUAGAUAGUAAUACUUCAUCAAGACAUCUAGUGCGACUAUGGCUACGCAAUACGCAACUAGGCUGGCCCAUCCCUCCUUCGAUGAGCAUGCCGUGGGACGCUACCUUUGGAGAGAGAGCUAAGAGGGUGAUGGAUAGAUACUAUCCCAUAAUGCCAAUGCCCGAGUAUAUAGAGUGCAAGUACUCUAACGGGACGGCAGCGUUCGUCGCUGACGACGAUAAUUUUGACGGCGGGAAUGAUUCUGGGCUCAACUACACAGGAAGAUCUUUCAGCUAGCUGGCAUCUCGAAUGAUUUAGAAUGAUAGAGGAUCUUCUGAAAUUUACGUUGUGUCAUACUGUUAUGACACAAUUUGACCA